Plasmodium knowlesi strain H is the source of this 687-nucleotide messenger RNA. Its product is annotated as yeast snf7-like protein. Gene Ontology annotation, cellular component: ESCRT III complex; multivesicular body; cytoplasmic side of plasma membrane. Gene Ontology annotation, biological process: late endosome to vacuole transport via multivesicular body sorting pathway; vesicle budding from membrane. The record is from RefSeq and is a predicted model, not a curated record. The transcript has 8 exons. The coding region runs from base 1 to 687 and encodes 228 amino acids. Lineage: Eukaryota; Apicomplexa; Aconoidasida; Haemosporida; Plasmodiidae.
AUGAGAUUUUGGUUUGGUAAAAAGAAAAACAGUUCCGAAUGCUUCGACAAUAAAAAAAAGAACAAUGACGAAAUAUACAAAGCCAUCUUGAAAAAUAGAGAAGCAAUAGAUGCUCUCGAAAAGAAGCAGGUGCAGGUGGAAAAGAAAAUUAAGCAACUUGAAAUAGAAGCGAAACAGAAAGUGGAGCAAAACCAAAUGAGCAAUGCCAAAAUAUUAUUAAAGAGGAAAAAAUUGUACGAACAGGAAAUAGAGAACAUUUUAAAUAAUCGUCUAACCCUGGAAGACAACAUGAUCAAUUUGGAGAAUAUGCAUUUACACAAAAUCGCAGUUAACGCUUUGUCUUAUGCAGCCAACACGCAUAAAAAACUGAACAAUGAAAUAAAUACGCAGAAAGUGGAAAAGAUUAUCGAUACGAUUCAAGAAAAUAAAGAUAUCCAGGAGGAGAUAAACCAGGCCCUCUCCUUCAACCUGCUAAAUAAUGUGGACGAGGACGAAAUUGACAAGGAGCUUGACCUACUGAAGGAACAAACCAUGGAAGAAAAACUCACUGCUACAGUUAAUAAAAUACCGGACCUUCCCUUAGAUAACCACCUUGUGAAUGUGAAGGCCAGAGAACAGCUAAUCGAUAAGACCACCGAGGAGUCGGAUGACGAAGAAUUGAAAGAGCUUAUUGGAGAAAUGACAUGA